This is a messenger RNA of Octopus bimaculoides (California two-spot octopus), 1655 nucleotides long. RefSeq names its product tRNA (uracil-5-)-methyltransferase homolog A. Gene Ontology annotation, biological process: RNA processing. Gene Ontology annotation, molecular function: RNA methyltransferase activity; RNA binding. NCBI's taxonomy places the organism in Eukaryota, Metazoa, Mollusca, Cephalopoda, Octopoda, Octopodidae. The record is from RefSeq and is a predicted model, not a curated record.
GUAAUAGUAUAGAAAUAAUAGUUGCAGCAGUAAACGAUAUAAUAAUUGGAAAAAAAAUAUGUAAAUAAUAUCAAAACAAAAAAUACGAACAUUUCAAAUAAUCAUUACAAUAAUUAUAUUAAAAUAUAUAUAUAAUUAUCAUAAUAAAUGUACCGAAAUGUUUCUCAUUUACUUCAAUGAUGGAGGCCGAAACCAACAGAAACAACAACAGCAAUAUAUCUGAUCAAAGCUUUGAGAACCUGUCUGCUAAGCGUAAAGAUGUUGCAGGGUCAUCUCAGGAUGUGUCAGAGUCCAAGAAAAGUAAAAUAUCUAUAGACAUCCCAGAUGAUAUUACCACAGCUGGUGAAAAGGUUAAACGAGCCUUAUUGCCAUUUUGUGAUGUACCAUAUGAAGAUCAGCUCAGGCGUAAAGCUUCUGAUGUCAGAGAUGCCAUGGUGAAAUUUAGUUGGGAAGUUCACCGCACAUGUCCAAAAUGGAGAAAUUGGCUCAAGGAACAGAUGAAGAAUCAUUCUGGAGUUCUUUGUGAAAUCGAAAAGAUAAGGCCUUCACCUGUUUUGAAUGCUUAUCGCAAUAAAUCUGAAUUCACCAUUGCUAGCAGCUCAAAUGGCACUAAUGAAAGAAUAGUUGGCUUUCGGGUCGGCAGUUACCGUGAUGGUUCUAGUGUUGUUGGCGAACCGUACGCCUGUGACAAUCUCCCAGAUUCCAUGAAACUCAUCGCCAAAGUGUUCCAACAGUAUGUCCGUCAGAGCCAGUACGAUGUUUACAAUGACCAGACACAUGAUGGUCACUGGAGGCAGCUGAUUGUUCGCACAUCCAGCCAAAACGAUAUCAUGAUCAUUCCUGUUUUUUAUGCUCAGUUUCUCUCAGAUGAUGAAGUGGAUGCUGAGAAAGCUGCAAUGACGGAGUAUUUCUCUGAUGGUGAUGGAGUCCAGUGUGGCGUGACAUCCCUCUACUUCAGAUGCUUGAGUAACAGACUUGGCAGCUGUAGACAACAUGCUGUCAACGAACAUUUAUGGGGCAAGAAGUGUAUCACAGAAGUGUUACUAGAACUUAGCUUCCACAUUUAUCCUGACACUUUCUUCUCAUUCAACAACCCUGCUGCAGCCCUCCUCUACACGAUGGUUGGUGAUCUUUGCUUGGAAGAACCAAAUAACAUUGUCUUUAAUAUCUGCUGCAGCACUGGCACUGUGGCACUGAGUCUUGCCAAGAGGGUAAAAAGUGUUGUCGCUGUUGAUAUGUGGGCUGCCAACAUCGAGGAAGCAAAGAAGAAUGCGGAAUUAAACAAUGUGACUAAUGUUAUCUUCCACCAUGCAAAGGCUGAGGAAGUGACCAACCAGUUAGACCGAUGGCUGAAAGGUCAAAGUGCAGUAGCUGUACUCGACUCGCCUUGUGCUGAAAUGCAAAGCAAAGUGAUAUACGCCCUUCGCCGCUGUCAUUUCAUCCAUCGAGUGAUCUACAUCUCGUGUAACCCUGUGGCUGCCAUUCAGAAUUUCACUGAUUUGAUGAGACCGAAAUCACAGACGAUGAAAGGUAAAGCUUUCUACCCUGUGAAAGCUAUUCCUGUUGAUUUGUCACCCCAUACGAAACUCUGUGUAAUGGUUGUCAUGUUUAAGAGAAGACGUUUCCAUACGGACAUGAUGUGUUAAAACAGUGGA